Messenger RNA from Mercurialis annua (annual mercury), 2940 nucleotides. RefSeq lists its product as uncharacterized. The transcript has 5 exons. The coding region runs from base 1 to 2940 and encodes 979 amino acids. The record is from RefSeq and is a predicted model, not a curated record. NCBI's taxonomy places the organism in Eukaryota, Viridiplantae, Streptophyta, Magnoliopsida, Malpighiales, Euphorbiaceae. Gene Ontology annotation, molecular function: RNA-DNA hybrid ribonuclease activity; nucleic acid binding.
AUGAUAGAAGAUUUGAACGAUGAUACUGCCAUUGAUGCUAUGAAAGACAACACCAGCAUGCAGGUCUUCCGAGAUAGCUUGAUCACCAAUCCGGUUGACACUUACACCGAGUUGAUGAACAGGGCUUGGAAUUAUAUCAACCUCGAUGAGGAGAGACAAAGGAAAGUUUAUGGGAUGGCUAGCUCGGUUCCCAGUAAACCGCAGAGCACUCCGAGAUCUAACCGUAGUCAAGAUCGGUACCGACCUCUGAACGAGACUUCGGGAUACAGGGGAAGCAAGUCAUUUAAUGCUCAACUCAGUCCGCCUAGCACGGGACCUGGUACAAAGCCGAGUUUCAGCAUUGGGGGAGGUACGGAAGGAUACGUGGACCGAGCAGGGGUACCCAGACAAUAUGUACCGCUCAAUACUCCGAGGGAGCAAAUUUUAUCUUGGAUCAAGCACAAUAACGAGGAGAUUCGUUAUCCCCCGAGGCUGGUGAAGGACGGAGAUCGGUCCAAGUUCUGUGAAUUCCAUGAUGGCUAUGGCCAUGAAACAGAAGAAUGUGGGCGCUUGCGAAGUGAGAUAGACAAGCUGGUUUGCCAGGGACGAUUACAACACUUCGUGGUUGCCAAGGAGGGUCAAGACCGAGGAAACACGAGGGUCAACUCGGUCAGGUCGGAGCCCGGAGGAAGCAGGGAAGCCCAACCCCCAUCGAAGAAAACACAAGUCACAGGGGUGAUUAACACAAUCUCAGGAGGAACCUUGGAAUCUGAGUAUAGCCGAAAACGCAGAAAGAAAAAACAAAUGAUGGUCAUGUCAGUGUCUACAGGAUCGCCAUGGCCUAGCAUUGUUUUCGGGCCAGAGGAUGCGAAGGGGGUAGAAUUUCCCCACGAAGACGCUUUGAUUGUAUCAGCUAUUGUUGGAUCGAAAUGGGUAAAACGACUGCUGGUGGAUGAUGGUAGCUCAGUUAACUUAUUGACUUUGUCAGUAUUUUUGACGCUGGGAGGAUCCAAAAAUGAUCUUAAACCAGUGAACAUCCCCCUCCUGGGGCUGGGUGGAGCUUCGGUCUGCCCAGAAGGCAAGGUCGAGCUAGACUUGGAGCUCGGAGUCGAAAUACCUCAGGAGGAUGGAACAGAGGGUAUCCUGGCGGAACCAACACGGAAGGUACAUUCACUUUUUAUGAUAGUUGACAUGCCUUUAGCGUACAAUGGUAUUCUUGGUAGACCUAUGUUGUAUAGCACAGGUGCAGUGACUAGUAUACGUUACUUAAUGAUGAAAAUCCCAGUGGAAAAUGAGGUCAUAACUAUUAGGGGAAAUCAAACCCUAUCUCGGCAAUGUUACAUGGCAACGAUGGGCAGCACGGUGGAAACGAUGAACAUCGAUACACCGGAGCUGCUCCUCAGAGAGAAAAAGGCUCAGAAACCCCGGGAAAACUUAGAAACAAUUGAACUAAUAGAGGGCUCUGAGAUGUGUGUGAAGCUGGGAGUAGAUUGGCCAACCGAGCACCGAGAAGCUAUCAUAGCUCGGAUAAAACAGUACGUGGAAGAGUUUACCAACAAGCCAGAGGAUAUCGGGGGGGGGGGGGUAGUCCCGAAGAUAAUCUCGCACAAGUUAAACGUGGAUGCUAAGUGCAAGCCUGUCAAGCAAAAGAAAAGAACUUUCUCUCUAGAGAAACAUAUUGCUAUCCGAGAUGAAGUGGAGAAGCUUUUGAAAGCCGGGUUCAUCAGGAAAGUGGAUUACCCGGAGUGGCUGGCCAAUGUGGUUUUAAUCAAGAAAUCUAAUGGCAGAUGGAGGCUUUGUAUAGUUUUCACUGAUCUAAACAAUGCCUGCCCGAAAGACAGUUUCCCUCUGCCGAACAUCGACCAACUGGUAGAUGCAACGUGUAGUUUCGCAGUCUAUGCAUUCUUAGAUGCUUCUCAGGGAUACCACCAAAUCCCGAUGAACAAGGAUGACGAGGAAAAGACAGCAUUCACCACAGAUCUGGGGACAUAUUGCUACAAGAAGAUGCCUUUUGAGGGAUCGAGGAUCAUGCGGGGGGACCUGGCAGAAACUUUUGAAAAGCUGAAGAAGUUCAACCUUAAGCUGAACCCGGAGAAGUGUGUUUUCGCAGUACGGUCUGGGAAGUUUCUUGGGCACCUCAUCUCAGAGAAAGGUAUCGAGGCAAACCCUGAGAAAAUCAAGGCAGUAAUGAACAUGAAAGCCCCUAACUCGAAUUUCAAGUGGACGGAGGAGUGCAACGCAGCUUUUGAAGAGCUGAAGGUUUACCUCAGCACACCCCCGGUGCUAGGUAGACCAGAGCCAGGAGAAAUCUUGUACUUAUAUCUCUCGGUGAAUGAUGAGACAGCAUCGGCAGUCCUGGUCAAGGAAGAUAAAGUGGCAGCAGAAAAGCUAAGGAGAUAUUUUGAAGCUCACAUUAUAGUAGUACGGACAAACCAACCUCUGAGAAAGGCAUUGCAGAGGCCAGAAAUGUCAGGACGACUGGUCAGCUGGUCGGUCCAGUUGGGAGGAUACGACAUCCGUGAUCAAACUGAGGAAGCUGAUGAACAACUUCUAAAGUGGGUCCUAGAAGUCGAUGGAGCAGCGAAUCUGGAAGGAUCUGGAGCAGGCGUGGUCCUGAGAGGGCCUCACGGAGUUACACUCCGGAGCUCGGUAAAAUUCGAUUUCCCGGCGUCCAACAACGCCGCGGAAUAUGAGGCUCUGCUAAUCGGAUUGAGAAUGGUAAAUGUGGUCAAAGCCGAGCAUGUAACGAUAAGGAGCGAUUCUCAGUUGGUCGUUUGUCAAAUUCCGGGUACUUUUGAAGCUCGGGAUCCAGAGAUGCGAAGAUACGUUGACAGAGUCAAGUUCUUCUUGAACAAGAUUCAGGAGCUCGGGGGAAAAUGGGUGAUAGAGCAAGUUCCCCGCUUGGAAAACCAAGAAGCCAACGUACUGGCCAAAGCAGCAACAGGGGAUGAAAAGAUAUAA